Fusarium redolens is the source of this 915-nucleotide messenger RNA. RefSeq names its product beta-lactamase-like protein. The transcript has a single exon. Bases 1 to 915 code for a protein of 304 amino acids. The record is from RefSeq and is a predicted model, not a curated record. NCBI's taxonomy places the organism in Eukaryota, Fungi, Ascomycota, Sordariomycetes, Hypocreales, Nectriaceae.
AUGAGUUUCACCUCAGAACCAUACGAUCCCAUCACUGCCGACUCUUGGCUCGUCUGCGACACAUGCGGAACUCAGUUCCCAACGUCUGAUCGCAGUGCCCUCAAAACAUGUCACAUCUGCGAUGAUCCACGACAAUUCGUGCCUCCGUCUGGACAAUCGUUCUCGACGCUGGGAGAAUUAAAAAAGAAGCAUAAAAACGAAUGGACUCCUUGUGCCUCUGAUAAGAAUAUCACGUUCAUUUCGUCGGUGCCGAAAUUGGCGAUUGGACAGCGUGCUAUUCUUAUCAAAACGCCAGAGGGCAAUAUUCUUUGGGAUUGUAUCACGCUGCUUGAUGAUGAGACUGUUGAGAGGAUUAAGAGUGAGGGUGGAUUGAAGGCGAUUGUUAUAAGUCAUCCGCACUUUUACAGUACCCAUGUUCAAUGGGCUCGAGCCUUCAGUUGUCCAGUCUAUCUCUCCGCCGAAGACAAAAUCUGGACAACCCUCUCCUCAACGCAUCAAAUUUUCCUCACCACCCUCGAAACACCCAUCCUCUCCGCCAAAGCCAUAAAGCUCGGCGGGCACUUCCCGGGCUCCAUGGUCCUACACUACAACUCGCGGCUGUUCAUAGCCGACACGCUUAUGACGACGGCGUCAGGCGUUGGGAACUGGAGCGUAGACGCCACAGGAUGCUCGCGGUCCCGACCGGCUGGGUUGAACUCUUUUUCGUUCCUGUGGAGCAUUCCGAAUUUCAUUCCUCUGGGUGUUGGUGAGAUGGCUAGGAUGUGGAGGAUUCUGAAGAGGUAUGAGUUUGGGGCUACACAUGGUGGGUUUAUGGGGAUGGAUAUUGAGAGUGAGGAUGUUAAGGGGAGGGUUUUGGAGAGUAUGAAGAUACAGGCUGGGUUUAUUGGGGAUAAGGAGUUUGAGGAGAAGCUGUGA